GCACCUGGCAGGGCUUGGCAGCUUUUGGACCGACCGCGCUGGGACGACGACGGGGCGGCCCGCGGAGCCGCGCCGGGUCCUCCCCAGCCAAGCAGGGACCCGCCCGCGACGCCUGCGCCCGCCUGGGCACACAGCCCAGCCGAGAGGGGCAGCCAACCAUGGCUCUCACGGCGCGGCACCCCGGCGCCGACUUACGGAUCCUCGUCCCCGGCAAGUUCGCCUGGUACUGCGUGCCCGAGCAGGUCGCGCAGCGCGAGGUUCCCGUCCUGGACGGCUGUACCAUGGUCAGCACCGACGCGACGUACGUCUACGAGCAGUUCUUCGCGGAUUUCGGCCCCUUGAAUCUGGCCUGCGUCACGAAGCAUUGCAGGCGCAUGUUUUCGCUGCUGGAACAGGGGACGACGGUCGUGCACUACUGCGGCGACCACCCCCACAAGCGGGCGAACGCGGCGUUCCUCGCCUGCUGCGUCUGCGUGUGCGUGCUCAAGCAGACGGCGGAGGAGGCCUUCGCGCCCUUCCUGGGCUGCGACCCGCCCCUGCACCCGUUCCGCGACGCCGGCUUCGGCGUGUGCACGUUCCAGUGCCUCGUGCUGGACUGCGUCCGCGGCGUCGCCAAGGCCUGCGCGCUGAAGCACUACGACUACGCACAGUUCGACGUCGACGCCUACGAGACCCUCGAGAAGCUGGAGGAGGGCGACCUCGCGUGGAUCGUGCCCGGCAAGUUCGCCGCGUUCAGCACGCCGACCGAGGAGCGGCGGGAGCUGCGGCCGGGCGUCUUCACGCUGGCGGUGGAGCAGUACGCGGCCCUCUUCAAGCGGCUCAACAUCACGUGCGUCGUCCGGUUCAACAAGAAGCUGUACGACCGCGCCAUCUUCCAGAAGGCGGGGAUCCGGCACGUCGACCUGUGGUACGAGGACGGCUCGAACCCGUCCGAGGCCAUCCUCCAGCGGUUCCUCGCGCUGUGCGAGCAGGAGGCCGGCGGCGUCGCCGUGCACUGCAAGGCGGGCCUCGGGCGGACGGGGACGAACAUAGGAGCGUACAUGAUGAAGCACUUCGGCUACUCGGCGCGGGAGUGCAUCGGCUGGAUGCGCAUCUGCCGGCCGGGCAGCGUGAUCGGGCCGCAGCAGCAGUUCCUGGUCGAGGCCGAGGACCGGCUGUGGCGGGAGGGGGCCGUGUUUCGGCAGCAGCGGGCGAACUGGCCGGAGCAGCCGCUCCCGUCCCACAAGCCGCCGCUGUACGAACCGCCCGCGUACCUCCCCUCCGGCUCGCUGGUGGGCGUGAACCGGGCGCGGGCCGCGGCGCAGGUCGCCGCGCGGCGGGCCAAGGUGAAUCGGCGGCCGACCGGGUAAACUUAUAGCUAGU
Pelagomonas calceolata is the source of this 1362-nucleotide messenger RNA. The record is from the annotation of a GenBank genome assembly. Lineage: Eukaryota; Pelagophyceae; Pelagomonadales; Pelagomonadaceae.